Molecule: messenger RNA, 5396 nt
Organism: Oncorhynchus tshawytscha (Chinook salmon)
Lineage: Eukaryota; Metazoa; Chordata; Actinopteri; Salmoniformes; Salmonidae
Gene: nacc1b
Product: nucleus accumbens associated 1, BEN and BTB (POZ) domain containing b
Exons: 9
Coding region: 659-2362 (567 amino acids)
Biological process (GO): regulation of transcription by RNA polymerase II
Molecular function (GO): DNA-binding transcription factor activity, RNA polymerase II-specific; protein binding; RNA polymerase II cis-regulatory region sequence-specific DNA binding
Source: RefSeq, a predicted model, not a curated record
GGAUUGACCUGUUGAGUGUUGACCGGAGACCACCCCCAAGCUACCUCCCAAAAAUAACUAAAAUAUUUAUAUAUUCUGAUUUUUACUAAACGAAACUUUAAUUGGAUGAUCCAUUGUUUUCGGGCGACAAAUAAUUAAUUUUGGUGAUAACUCAGCUAGCGCCGGGUUACGUUAUGCGAUGGGCUAACCCCAAAUAAAAAGUACAGUGUAUCCGUAGUAGCUAGCCUAGGCCCAAGGAGGUAACUCUAACCGACAGCACUGGCACAGAGUGGGGGCGAGAGCGGCGGGGGAUGCGAACUCCUGAAUAUUUUAUUUGUUCUACUAUUUUUGUGACAGAAUUCGUGCCGUUGUCUUUUAGCUAGUUUGAUAGAGCAAAUGAAGGGCUGCAUCGACAUAAACAGAGAGAGAGAACCGGUGAUCAAGUAUUUUUUUGUUAUCCAACCGUCCGCUCUUUCCGUCGCCCCCCGGCCCGUGCCAGCCCGAGCGCUCCGACUCUCACGGGGCAAAGAUACGGGCACAAAACGGGGCACGGACAGCUCUCUCUGCCCACUCCGUCUGGCCGUUCUACCGCUGUUCAGGCCUCUGGUCUUCCCUUGGCGGACACGGACGAGACUCUCCCGCUACCCUUCGAUACCCGGUGGUGCUGGGCUAGAGCGUUAUGGCUCAGACGCUACAGAUGGCGAUCCCUAACUUUGGCAACAACGUGUUGGAGUGUCUCAAUGAGCAGCGUCUCCAGGGGCUCUACUGCGACGUCUCCGUGGUUGUCAAGGGACACGCCUUCAAGGCGCACCGGGCGGUCCUGGCGGCCAGUAGCUCCUACUUCCGGGACCUGUUCAACGCUGGGGGGAAGAGCAGUGUGGUGGAGCUCCCCCCGGCCGUCCAGCCCCAGAGCUUCCAGCAGAUCCUGGCCUUCUGCUACACAGGUCGCCUCAGCAUGAACGUAGGGGACCAGUUCCUCCUCAUGUACACCGCAGGCUUCCUGCAGAUCCAGCAGAUCAUGGAGAAGGGCACCGAGUUCUUCCUUAAGGUCUCCUCCCCUAGCUGUGACUCCCAGGGUCUUCAUGCAGAAGAGACUCCGCCCUCCGAGCCCCAGAGCCCUGUCACUCAAACCGCAGGGGGAGGGGCUGGGGUGGUUUCCACGGCAGCAUGUAGGCCCACCUCCUGCCUGACACCCCUCCCCCUGGUGUCGAGGGUGAAGACGGAGCAGAGCGGGACUACGCCACAACCCACACCACAGCAGCAGGAGGCCACUUCCUACUCGGUGGUGUGCAGCCCUGUCGCCAAGCGCCUGUGGGAGGGGGGCAACCGCGGUGACGGGGGAGGGGGGUCGGGAGGAGGAGGGGGGUCCAGGAAAGCCGCCCGCUACUCUUCCUCCUCCGCCUCCUCAAACAACUGCAACUCCCAAGAUGCAACGGGCAGAAACGUUGUUAACCAUAACAACAACAACAACAGUAACCAUAACAGCAGCAGCGUGGGGACGCCGGACGGAACGAGUCCGGGGACGCUGAGCAUGUACACCAGCGACUCGCCCCUUAGUUACCACGAUGACGAGGAGGAAGAGGAAGUGACCGACGACAGCGCUGAAGAGCAGUACAGGCAGAUCUGUAACAUGUACACAAUGUACAGUAUGCUCAAUGUGGGCGCCACAGUAGCGGGCGAGCGCGUGGAGUCCCUACCGGAGCACCUCACGGCCGAGACCCGGGGCGGCAGGGGGGUGAGGCUACGCCAGGAUCUGGCUUCGCUACCUGCCGAACUCAUCACCCAGAUAGGUAACCGGUGCCACCCACGGCUGUACGAGGAGGGGGACCCUGCAGAGAGGCUGGAGCUGGUGACGGGUACCUCCGUGUUCAUCUCCCGCGCCCAACUCAUGAACUGUCACGUCAGCGCCGGCACGCGGCACAAAGUCCUACUGAGGAGGCUGCUGGCCUCUUUCUUCGACAGGAGUACUCUAGCGAACAGCUGUGGGACGGGGAUCCGCUCUUCUACAAACGACCCCAGCCGCAAGCCCCUGGACAGCAGAGUACUGCACGCCGUCAAGUUUUACUGCCAGAACUUUGCGCCGAGCUUCAAGGAGAGUGAGAUGAACGCCAUCGCGGCUGACAUGUGCACUAAUGCCCGCCGGGUCGUCAGGAAGUCCUGGAUCCCGAAGCUCAAGCUCCUCAUGGCCGAGGGUGACGCCUACUCCGCUUUCCUCCAAUCAGACGCCAUCAAGAUGGAGGCUGACGCCCUGGGGGCGGAGCAUGGGUUCGACCCCAACUCCCUGGCAGAAGAGGCGGCGGCAGCAGCCAAUAGCGAUGCGGGACCUUCUUCGGGGGAGGGGUUACAAGGCGUUGUGGGCGGAGACGGCAGCACUUUGUUUUAAAGUGAGUGGGCUUAUUGUGAUCUUAUUGGUCGAUGGUCUUUGAUCAUUGCUCUCGGCGAUACUUCCUCCCCCAGUUUUAGUUUGUUUUUUAAUGUCACUUUUCCAUAUCUUAUUCUCUUCCCUCAAUACUUGGAAUUUCAUUUAUUAUAUCCAUCUGUUACAUCCCUUGUUCUCUCUCUCUCGCCGUCCCAGACCCAUGUACAUAGUGUCUGACCCCUUUUGGGCGGGAGAGAGUGGAGGGAUAGAGGUGUAGAAAGAAAGACUGGGGAGGUUUGUCAUGUACGGGGGGGUUAACCUAGAAAUAUUCCCUGAUCCCCAUUGUAGAAUCUUUUCUUGUUUUAAUGUUUUAAUGUUUGUAUUCUGGUUGGCGAAGGUCCUUUCUCCUUUCCAUAUCGCUGAAACACAUUCCCUAGGAGGGGGGCCUUUUGGGUUGGAUGGGGGCCUUUUGGGUUGGAUGGGGGCCUUUUGGGUUGGAUGGGGGCCUUUUGGGUUGGAUGGGGUAGUAAUGGGGGGGGGGUCUCCUCUAGACGGUCUAAUAACACUGUUUUGAUAAUGAAUGUAUCGGUCGUGAAGCGUUGUCAAGUCACCUGUAUGUAUUGUCUGUGGACAGUAGAUUGUAAUGGAUUGAUUUGAUUAGAUUGUAUUCAUCAGUUUAUAUAGAGACUCUGGAAGUCCAACUGAAGGCUAUUUUAAGGGGAGGGGGUUCAUAUUUGUGGGGGGGUACGUAAAGGCUUAAUGGUUGAAGUAGGUGUAUGUAUUCUGUAUAUUGGCAGGACUUUUGGACCCCCUCCCCCUCCUAACCCUCUUCCCCCCCUUGACCCUGAAAGUGACCAUUUAGAGGGCAGUUUUCAUUCCUACUUUUCAUUUGUGACUCUUAUCGUUUUUUUUCUCUCUGCGUGUGCAACAUUUGACUUGUUGCCAAGACUCCCUGAAAAGCAGAGGAGAUGUGUUACUGAAGGAGGUUGAACAGUUGGUGACUGGAUGAGGAAGAAGUUGCUCUGAUCUCGUAUUCAUGUUGAUGAUGCAGUAUGAUUUCCUAUACGUCUACUGAAUUCUGUGUGGAGAGAGAGAGGGAGGAGUAAGGGACCGUUUUAAAAUCAUGUCACAGCUCACGCCCAUAUUCACAUUCCGAAGGAAAGUGACAUUUGUUGUCUCUCACUAUUAAGCAAGUAAUAACUGAAUAAUGUACUUGUCUUGCACUAUAAUACUAUAAUACAAGUCUUAUCCAAAUACUAGAAUCGUCUCCAUUUGACCAAGCGUGAAGCUGUGGGCUAGGGUGUAGGGGCUAGGGUGUAGAGGCAUUAGAUGUGUGUACUGUGUAGUGUACACAGGGUUGACCCAUUCUGUAUUUGGUUUCGUUAUGGACUGAGGGAGGGUUGGUGUAUCCUGCUAAGAGGCAUUCAUGACACACACACACGGAUUAAAGUACCCUAGAGGACUAAUCCCUAUACAUCCUGGGCGGAUACAAUGGUGCAAAUUAAAGUAAUACGACACACACACACACUAUGCGUGUCAGUGUGUGGAUGGUGACAGAAGUGUGUGUUGUCACAUGUGACAGAGAGUGAGAACCCAGACGGAGUGUGCUCACACACGCUUGGCUGACUCAUUCAUCCAUCUCUCUCUCUCACACACACACACACACACUCCGGUGCACCCAGACUGAUCCAGCCGCAGCACACUGCCAGCCUAUAAACAUCCCUGUAAAGCUCUGUUGAACACACCUUGUGAGAAACUACAGAGAGGAGAUGGACCUUGACAAGCCAUGAAUAACGACCAACUGUCAUUCUAGCUACAGCUCAUCAGUGAUUGGAUGAAAGAUGACUAUGGCAGUUCCCAUCUAUCACAGUACCAGUAGGGAGCCAAUGACACCACCGCCAGUAUCCCAUCAUACAGUAGAAUCAUGGCGUGUCAAGGAGGAAGGACCCGUUGCCCCUAAACGCUGAUCUAUGGUCAUGUUUGCGUUUUCCCGCUAGUUGUCAAGGUUUGGGGAGGGCAAGCUGAUCCUAGAUCUGUACUCGGAGCAGAAGUGAGCAUAGACAGGCUAGUGCUAUAGAGACAGUUGUUAGUGAUAGCCUGGUCCCAGGUCUGUUUGUAGGAUCUUGCCGCCACCUUGUAACUCGUGACAAUUCCAUAAGGAGUUGACAAGGGAGUAGAAACAGACUGGCACCUUGUAAUGCAGUUGGUGUCGGCGCCGGCGGGGGCUCUGUUGUGAUUGUCAGGCUUGGUCUGUUGUGUCACUGCACUGUUACUGUGGUGAUCUGCUGUGUGUUUGGGGUAGAAACACACACUAAAAUACACACGCACACUAAAACACACACACACGCACACUAAAACACACGCACACACACAGGCACACUAAAACACACUCACACACUAAAACACACACACACACUGCUUUGGAGUUGAGGGUUAAUCAAUCGUAACACUUCCCCCACACUCUGACUGUGAACCUAAACAGACCGAGUGUAGAACAAACAACUGUAAAAUAAACCUGGGUAAAAUAUAGGCUUAACAUUGUCAUCGUAACUCCCCCUUUCAACCAACCAACCAAAAGAAAGAAAGCCUUCGAGUUGUUUUUAUAUCUGGAAACUACCGUUGUUUUUUUUUUUAGAUCAGAGUUAUCUAAGUGUCUGCUUUUAGGCCUGGCUUUUAAAACGGGCCGUAUGUUGUUUACGUUUGUAGUUUAUUUUUAUAUAUAUAUAUUGAGGUUUUAGAGUGUUUCUAUAAAAAGGCUAACUGUCAAAGAAGAGCCCAGGUUUUAAAAGUGUAACGGGCAGGCACUACUAGAGCUUCCAUUUGGCCUGGACGGGUGGGUGGCGGGGAGGUCUGGAGCCCACCCCUCCUUUUGUUAACCACAUGGUAUGAUCCUUGGGGACUUCACCAAGUUCUAUCACUGACAGAGAGAAGUGAGUAGGAUGAGAAAUUUGCACUUUUUUUAAUGCAUUUGUCAAGCACUGCCUUAAAGGGAAAAAAGAGUGAGUGGCAGAACAGAGAGACAGGGAGGACAGUCUGUCUCUGGGAGGGGGGAGGACAG